Pseudoliparis swirei is the source of this 1012-nucleotide messenger RNA. It is a transcript of the gene prxl2b, whose product is annotated as peroxiredoxin like 2B. NCBI's taxonomy places the organism in Eukaryota, Metazoa, Chordata, Actinopteri, Perciformes, Liparidae. The record is from RefSeq and is a predicted model, not a curated record. Bases 94 to 699 code for a protein of 201 amino acids. The transcript has 7 exons.
UAUUGCUACUGCUGUCACGUUGUCCGAUUAUAUUGUGAAGGAGACCGCACAUUCCUUGUAGCUUUGUUUGCCAGUGGAGGUAAAUCGUCGAAAAUGGCAAACGUCGACCUCACUAAACUCGGAAAGAACUUGUUAAAGAGCGGUGCAACUGGAGAGAGUGUAGAGCUCCAGUCCCUGUGGCAGGACCAGCCGGUGGUCUUGUUCUUCCUGCGCAGGUUCGGCUGUCAGGUGUGUCGCUGGAUGGCAACAGAGAUCAGCAAGCUCGAGCCAGACCUGAGAGCCAGCGGCGUGGCCCUGGUGGGGGUCGGACCAGAGGAGUUUGGGCUGAAGGAGUUCAUGGAAGGAGGGUUUUUCAAAGGAUCCAUUUAUGUUGAUGAAGACAAGAAAAGCUACAAGGAUUUGGGCUUCAAAAGAUACACAGCCUUGAGUUUGGUACCUGCUGCUUUGGGGAAGAAAGUACGAGAUGUCGCUUCAAAGGCCAACGCUGACGGCAUCAAGGGAAACUUCUCAGGAGAUCUGCUCCAGAGCGGAGGCAUGCUCAUUGUGGACAAAGGUGGAGAAAAGGUCCUCGUGCACUUCAUCCAGGAUUCACCAGGAGACCACGUGCCUCUGGAGGAUGUUUCCAAGGCUUUGGGUAUCUCAUCCAAAGCAAAAGCAGGACAGAUUCCAGUGUGCAAUGAUGACGUUUGUACACGGUGACGACAACUGCACAUCAUACCACAUGAAUAUCUACACAUCUGGCAGCUAAAUUUGAAGUGCCAGGGAAAAUGCAACUGUGAUUUUAAAACUACUGCCAAUAUUCAUAAUUGCUUGUAAUUUAUUUGUGACUGCCUUGUAUGGAAUUGUAUUAUCUACAGUGAAAGCUGUAUUCCUCAUCAUUAAUGUUUAAUUGUAUGUGAUUUUUUGUAAGUGAAUUAAUAUUGUAUUUUUAUGAAUUUGCAGUGUAUUGCAAUCACUUUAUAAAAUUAAUGAUUUAUAAUAUAUAUCAAUUAUAAUAUAAGUUAAAACACUU